This is a messenger RNA of Chironomus riparius, 945 nucleotides long. The record is from the annotation of a GenBank genome assembly. Lineage: Eukaryota; Metazoa; Arthropoda; Insecta; Diptera; Chironomidae.
AAAAACUGUGACUGUAAAAAAAGCUUAAAAAAAUCGUUAAAAGUACUGCAUUGAUGUUUGAAGGAACAAGAAAAAAGUAGGAAGUAAAAGAAGAAGCAAGACACACACACACACACAAAAGGAGUAAAAAACUGAAAGUGAGCAGCACAAGAAAAACUUGAGGUAAAACAUUACGUGGAAGUUGAGGAAGAAAAUAAAUUUUAAGAAAGCAAAGGAAAAUUAAAAAUUCGAAUGGGGGCAUCUAGUGCAGUAAGGGCAAAGUCACCGACAGAACAGAAUGAUGUUGAGCAGCAGCAGCAACAAGAUGAGCAGCAACCGCCACGAUUGAAUGUGCAGGAUAUCGAGAAUAAUAAUAAUCAUAUUUUUGUAAAUCCACAAGAGCGUUUUAUAACAUUUGUUGAUGAAUGUGACUUGCUUAAUAAUAAUACGACACUAAUUAAUAAUAAUUACCUAACGGUUGCUUACACGCCCACAUCAACCACAACUACUGCAACAGCUUUAAGAAUCAACAACAGCAUUAGUGAUAAUAAUAAGAAGAAUAAGCUGCAGUUGCAACAGCAAAAUCAAACAGCCUUAACGAAUAAUAGGAUAUUAAGUAAUAGUGACGGGGACGUCAUCGGCAAUAGUGAGAAAAAGAAAAUGCAAGUGAAAGAGAGUCCAAAAAAGAGUCCAAAGAAGCAAAACCUAAAUGAGAAAAUCGUAAAAGAGACUGACAAGAAGAAGAAGAAAAAGGAAAAGCCGAAAGCUCCUCGAGCACCGAGUGGUGCCGGUAAUGCUGGUGGACGUGGACGAGGAAUGGCUGAACAAGAUCAACUUAUGAGACGACCAAGAAAGAAGCUUAAAGACAAGCCAGAGAAACAUGCUUACUCUGGCAGCAGUAGCAAGUUAUAUUCAAAACAACACCAGAACAUAGAGUCAUCAAGUUACAGGCCUCUCUCAUCUUAA